Fusarium sp. VM40 is the source of this 1062-nucleotide messenger RNA. The record is from the annotation of a GenBank genome assembly. Lineage: Eukaryota; Fungi; Ascomycota; Sordariomycetes; Hypocreales; Nectriaceae.
AUGGCCCGCCCAAAGAAGACAGCUGUUGAGAAGCAGCAGCCUGCUCCCAUGCCUAUGCCUCCCCAGCACAUUCAGCAAUAUCCUCAGCACCCUCAACCCAUUGCUGCUGUUCCGCAACCCCCAAUGCCUGUGCCUAUGCCCAUGCCCGCUGCGGUUGCGCCUCCACCACCACAGGCUCUGAUGCCUCAGCGUGUUGUUGAUAAUGACAGCUUUAUCCGCGUGAGAGAUUCUGCUGUCGAUCGCUUGACCACUAUCAUGCAGCUUCUGCGGUCUUUCACUGCCGACUAUGUCCGCCAGACUAACCUUCUCCUGGGCGAGCCUACCGCAGAAGGCUCCCAGGAUAACCUUCUUGCCAACUUCGAGCAUGCCGCCCAGCAACUUAUUAUGCCAGUUCCUGAGCUUGCUCCUCCUGUUGAGGAGAAGAAGGAGCGCAAGAAGAGGACUAUUGACCCCAACGCCCCCAAGCGUCCCUUGACACCCUACUUCCUCUACAUGCAGCAUGCUCGCUCCAUCAUCGCUAAUGAUCUUGGAGCCGAAGCCCCCAAGGGAGCUGUUCAGGAAGAAGGCCAGCGACGAUGGGCUCACAUGGGCCCGCAUGAGAAGCAGGGCUGGAAUAACGCCUACCAGUACAACCUUCGUCUCUACAACGCCCGCGUUCACUCUUACAAGCAUGGCAACCCCAUUGCUAAGGGUAUGACUGAUGAGGAGGCACUUAAGUAUGCUGAAGAUUUCAGCAUCCCCAUGCCCGAACUCAAGGAUGUCACCCAGACUGAGGCCCCCGCCAACGAUCAGGACGCAAUCGCCGAACAGCUUCAAGCUGUGGCUGCUGCUCCCGCCGUUGACGAGCCUGAGGAGGCAGAGACUCCUGCUAAGACACCCAAGAAAGCUGCUGGUGGCCGUAAGCGCAAGACAGCAACUCCUGCCGCCGCUGCUGAGGAGGUCAAGCCUGCACCUGCUAGCCCUGACAAGAAGCGAAGGCGCACAUCUACAAAGGCCGCUGCAGCUAUCGAACCCCAGGAAGAGCCCAAGAAGUCGGGUCGUAAGAAGACUAAGAGCUCUUGA